GAGUUGUUCAUUUCGUUGAUUUUGACAAUCGGUCAUUUCAGUUUUCUCCUAGGUUUAUUGAAAUUUUCACGUGAAAAACAUUUGGAGUGAACUGAUACAGAACGGAAAUACCUAUGAAUUAUCAGAUUUGAUUCCAAUACAAUUCGACAUCCACUCAUACGGAUAGUUCAUCAGAAUGGGUCUAUUAUCCGAGCCGCUACUGUUCGUACUAGCUUUAAUCAAUACCUUUUCAGUACUUUUUGUUCUGGUAUAUUUCGUCAUAACUUUAGCAGACUUAGAAUGUGACUACUUAAAUGCAUGGCAGUGCUGUUCAAAGUUAAAUAUGUGGGUGGGACCAAAACUUAAAGCACAUGCAUUUUUAGAAUUUUUGUUGUUAACACAUGGGCAAUUUGUGUUGUUUGUGGUAAACUUACCAAUGACGGUAUGGUUAUUCUAUGAAUACUUUGGAGUACCUAGGGGCAAUAUGGGAGUUUAUGAUCCUACAGAAAUUCAUAAUUGUGGACAAUUAAAGAGGCAUACAAGAGAUUGUAUGAUCCAUCUUGGAUAUUAUCUUGUAUUCUUUUUUAUUUACCUUUACUGCAUGAUUAUCUCAUUAUUAAAAGGAGAUCCAAUCAAUAGAAAUGAUGCAGAUUUGGUGGAAUUAUAA
Messenger RNA from Dufourea novaeangliae, 646 nucleotides. RefSeq names its product protein cornichon homolog 4 (gene cnir). The record is from RefSeq and is a predicted model, not a curated record. The transcript is spliced from 4 exons. The coding region runs from base 176 to 646 and encodes 156 amino acids. Gene Ontology annotation, biological process: endoplasmic reticulum to Golgi vesicle-mediated transport. Gene Ontology annotation, cellular component: COPII-coated ER to Golgi transport vesicle; endoplasmic reticulum membrane. NCBI's taxonomy places the organism in Eukaryota, Metazoa, Arthropoda, Insecta, Hymenoptera, Halictidae.